UAUAAAAAGGGAAGCCCAUCAAUUUUCAAUUAAGUUUUAAUUACAUCUCCGUUAUUAACAGUGACUUACAAUAAUCGACAUGCAGUCAAAAAUUUUCAUAGUUUUGAUAUUUUCAAUAUUAGCCAUGAUUGAGUUAAUCUCUGCAACGCCACAAUAUUAUGGACAGGGGGGUGGUCUUUAUGGUGGGGGGCUUUAUGGACAACAAGGUUAUUAUGGUGGACAACAAGGUUUUUAUGGUGGACAACAAGGUCUUUAUGGUGGACAAGGUUAUUAUGGUGGUCUAGGUGGUAGAGGAAGCUAUUAUGGAGGAGGCUGUGGCAAAUAAAUUACCAUUUUACGUUUUUUUCUUCUUUGAAUUAGGAAUUGUUUUGUUGUUUGUGAAAAAUUAAAUAAAUUGAUUUCUUCAAGUGUAUUUUUGU
This is a messenger RNA of Bradysia coprophila, 419 nucleotides long. RefSeq lists its product as uncharacterized. The record is from RefSeq and is a predicted model, not a curated record. NCBI's taxonomy places the organism in Eukaryota, Metazoa, Arthropoda, Insecta, Diptera, Sciaridae.